AUGAAUAAUAAGAUAGGCCACAAUGGUUCUCGUGUAACACCAUCACGACCAUUAAAAAUCUUAGAUUCUCAAACACGUGCACGAUAUAAAAAUCAACAAGAAUUAGUUCAACUACAUGUUAAACUUAGAAAAAUAAAUUUUCAAAAAAACGAAGCACUUAGUCGACUAGCUUUUGAUCAACAUGAUGCUAAAAUGAAACUACAUGAAUUACAACAUGAAAGUGGACAAAGACGAUUUUUUAGAAAACUUAAUAAACGCCGUCGACAACAUAGUACAUCAUCGAUCGAUGAUUCUGAUGUUAGUGAUGAAAGUGAUGCAUCAAUAUCAGAUAGUCCAAGCCUUCUUCUUCAUAAUCUCAAUGCAUCAAUGGAAUGGGAAAAAAGCAUUUAUAUUCCAGAUAAAAAAUAUGAUAUAAGAAAUAAAACGAAAUUACCUAAUGUUUUUGAAACACUUCAAUCACAAUAUUCAUCCAAAUUCAAUACUAGUCAUCAUUUAUUUGAAAAAAGUGAAUCAUUGUUAUCAAAUAAUCAUCUAUCUUUAAAGCAACAAACUGAAGUUUUGAAAAAAUCCAUUAAAAUAUCAGUAGCAAGAGCAGCACGUGAUUCACAUGUUGCCGCCCGUCGUAAAGCUCAACACUAUUAG
Molecule: messenger RNA, 642 nt
Organism: Rotaria sp. Silwood1
Lineage: Eukaryota; Metazoa; Rotifera; Eurotatoria; Philodinida; Philodinidae
Source: the annotation of a GenBank genome assembly